This is a messenger RNA of Nicotiana attenuata, 2569 nucleotides long. RefSeq names its product inactive receptor-like serine/threonine-protein kinase At2g40270. Bases 438 to 2381 code for a protein of 647 amino acids. Gene Ontology annotation, molecular function: ATP binding; protein binding; protein kinase activity. The record is from RefSeq and is a predicted model, not a curated record. Gene Ontology annotation, biological process: protein phosphorylation. The transcript is spliced from 9 exons. Lineage: Eukaryota; Viridiplantae; Streptophyta; Magnoliopsida; Solanales; Solanaceae.
UCACGGCCGAGUCGUACCCGCUACGUUGGUCGGCGUACACUCAUUGGGCGCGCCCGCUGGCGUAGAGAUAUCGAGGGUUAAAUUUGACCCUAUACACCAUUUUACCACUUGGUGGGGUUAACACAGUGAAUUUUCGCUUGUUUGUUAAGUCAAUCCCAUUUUACCUUUUGGUUUUAUGUUUGUUGUAUACGCGUUUGUCAAACAAACUCGUUUUCUGGUCUUAAUCUAUCCAUUCAUUCCUUAUCUCUUUGUCUGUUUUCUCUCUCCGUCCGACGGAUUUUAUUUACUGUGUUUAUUCAAUUUCUGGGUUCUGAUGAGUUUAACUUUAAAGUUGGUGGCUUUUACGGAGUCAACUUGGCUUGUGAAUUUAACUGUUUUUGUGCUUUAAGGGUUGAUAUCACUAGUUUUGGUAAAAGAAGAAAUUUUGGGUUUGAGAAAUGAAUGAGCGCUGGAAAUUCAGUAAGCAUGGUUUGUUGGUUUUUGCUGUGUUCUUGUGUUUUGUGUAUCAGAAAUUGAGUUUCUGUUGGUCCCUCAACGAUGAAGGUUUGGCACUGCUGAGAUUUAGAGAGAGAGUGGAGAAUGACCCAUUUGGGGCUUUGUCGAAUUGGAAAGACGAUGAAAUGGAAAAUCCGUGUUCUUGGUUUGGAGUUGGGUGCUUUAAUGGAAAUGUUGUGGCUCUGGACUUGAAAGAUCUUCAUCUCUGUGGUACUCUAGCUCCUGAUCUCGUGCGCUUGGUUCACUUGAGGAUUAUAAUUUUACGUAACAACUCCUUUUCUGGGGUCAUACCCGAUGAGAUUGCAAAGCUAAAAAAGUUGGAGAUUCUGGACCUUGGAUAUAAUAACUUUAGUCAGCCGCUGCCUUCUGACUUUUGCAAUAAUCCCUCUCUUUUAUUAGACAGCAAUGAGCUGUUUAGCCACGUAUUUUCUGGAACUGAUAGGCUUCAAAUGGUCCCAGAUGUUCAAGCAAAUAACAACCACUUUCCCGGAGCCCAACCUAUGUCACCUACCAAUGGGAAAUUGAUAUUAAGGAGUACAACAGAACUUGGAGAUGUAGCUGGAAGAAAAUUACUACAAGUGUCAUCUUUUCCUCCCCUGAAUAACUUCUGGAAGCAAUUUCAGCCGGUUUUAGCUCCUCCUGAAGUUGGUGUCAAGAACAAUGCGCCUUCAUCCUCCCCAUCUCCAGCUCCAAGUCCUUCUCUUUCCCCAUCUCCUACACCGUCAAUUACUGCUAAACCUCACCUGGCUCCUUCACCAACAUCCUCCUCUUCUUCUUCUCCAUCUUCACUUCCCAGUCCUGCAGAGAACCCAAGUGGACUUGAAAAUUCCAGACGAAGUCAUCAUCGAGUUAUAAUAUUGUCUGCAGCUAUAGGAGGUCCCAUUCUACUGCUCAUAUUGAUAACUGGCGCAAUCUUCUUUCGAAGCAACAAAAUAGCUGUUGUAAAACCUUGGGCCACUGGUUUGAGUGGUCAGUUGCAGAGAGCAUUUGUUACUGGCGUGCCAAAGCUGAAGAGAUCAGAGCUUGAAGCAGCCUGUGAAGAUUUCAGCAAUGUAAUCGGUUCCUCAUCUGUUUGCACACUAUAUAAAGGCACAUUAUCUAGUGGAGUUGAGAUAGCUGUGAUCUCUCGUACAGUGGAAUCUGCUAAGGAUUGGUCUAAAGAUAUGGAAGCCCAAUUCAGGAAAAAGAUUGAUACAAUGUCAAAAGUCAAUCACAAGAACUUUGUCAGCCUCCUCGGUUAUUGCGAAGAAGAGGAGCCAUUUACCAGAAUGAUGGUUUUUGAGUAUGCUCCUAAUGGGACGCUCUUUGAACAUCUGCAUAUAAGGGAAGCUGAACACUUGGACUGGGGAAUGCGAAUGAGGAUAGCAAUGGGCAUGACAUACUGCCUUGAGCAUAUGCACAAUUUAUCGCCAUCUUUACCCCAUAAAAACUUGACUUCCUCCGCCGUGUACCUCACAGAGGACUAUGCAGCCAAAAUAUCGGAUUUUGGGUUCUGGAACGAGACAGCUGCAGCUGAAACGGGGUUGAGUCCAGAAAGUAAUGUUUACAGCUUUGGUGUCAUUUUAUUUGAGAUGAUGACCGGUAGGCUGCCUUACUCGGCAAACAGCGGCUCUCUUGAUGACUGGGCAGCAGACUAUCUAAGGGAAGGACAAACCCUGAGGGAAAUGGUGGAUCCAACUUUAAAUUCUUUCCAAGAGGAGCAGCUAGAGAGAAUAGCUGAUGUGAUUAGAAUGUGUGUACAUCCUGAGCCAAGACAACGACCGACGAUGAGAGAGGUUUCGGGCAGAUUGAGAGAGAUAACAGGUAUAGGACCAGAUGGGGCAAUCCCAAGACUCUCUCCUCUAUGGUGGGCUGAGCUUGAGAUUAUAUCAACAGAGGCUUGUUAAUAUGCAUAGGCACCAUAAAAUUGCCUUUAGAUGGUAAUCAAUAUAGAAGCUGUAUAUAUAAAGUUGGAAAAUCUUUUUCCAUUCUUUUUCUUCUUCUUUUGGGUGGAUCAGAAAAGCAGAUGGAGAAGUUUUUGUUUGUGUACAAAAAGGAAAAUUAAUUUUUACGUGUCAAGAUUUGCUUUCUUGAA